This is a messenger RNA of Nothoprocta perdicaria, 3105 nucleotides long. RefSeq names its product Bcl2 modifying factor (gene BMF). The record is from RefSeq and is a predicted model, not a curated record. Gene Ontology annotation, cellular component: myosin complex. Gene Ontology annotation, biological process: apoptotic process; negative regulation of autophagy; positive regulation of apoptotic process. The coding region runs from base 104 to 676 and encodes 190 amino acids. NCBI's taxonomy places the organism in Eukaryota, Metazoa, Chordata, Aves, Tinamiformes, Tinamidae. The transcript has 4 exons.
CGUGAAGAGUUGAAUUUCACUGCCUUGUUUGGAACUGGGUGGAAAUCCUGGAGAUGGAUCUCUUAGGAGACUGUCUUCCAUUUGGGUUAGAUGCACAGGAGCAAUGGAUCGCCCCAGCUACAUGGAAGAGGACUAUUCUAGCCUGGAUGGGCUGGACGAUGACGUGUUUCACUCUGAUGACUUUGGACUUGCAGGUCAGCCUGGUGAGAUGACUGCAACUGGCUUUUUCACACAGAACCAAACCUGCCUUCGGAGGUUUCAACUAUUCCCCCUCACACACUGCUGUGGUCCCGGUAGCAGGCAUCCCGAGCAGCAGGACAAGGCAACUCAAACACUCAGCCCGUCCUCUUCCAGUCAGGAUGUUAUGUUGCCUUGUGGAGUCACUGAAGAGCCCCGGAGACUCUUCUAUGGGAAUGCUGGCUACCGUUUACACGUUCCUCCAGUUGGCUUUGCAUUGGAUCCCCGUCUCCAAGAGCAGCCUCAGGAAGCCCAGCGGGAAGCCCGUGCCGAGGUGCAGAUUGCACGGAAGCUGCAGUGCAUUGCAGACCAGUUCCACCGGCUCCACAUACAGCGGCAUCAGCAGAACAGGAAUCAAGUGUGGUGGCAGCUCCUUCUCUUCCUACACAACUUGGCCUUAAACGUGGAGGCGAACAGGAACCGCACCGGGCAGAGGUGAGCGGCGCCGGGCCGCAUCCGUCUGCAGGGAGCACGGAACAAACACUGGUUUGGGGGAGAGCCGAGCACGCCGCCGGCCGGAUGGGAGGACUCUGGGACACUCUUAUCCUCGCCUUCAAGUUCGGGGUUUUUACGGACUCUUCUUCGCUGCUUGCUGCCUCGCGAGGCAGGGAGCUCUGGUCCAACACUGUUGAAGGAAAGGUCGAAUGUGGGUGUGUUUGGUAACGCUUGCUGCUGGUUCCCCGUGACUGUUGGGCAAGGGAGGCAGGUGUGAGGCCAGCGGCUUCCUCUGCUCUCUGCUGGUCAAUAGCAAAGGGCAGGAGUUUGUCAUUUUGGCUGCUAGUUGGAAAGGGAUGUCUGGGACUGAUGACUCUAAACGUACUUUGAGUAUCUUCCAGAGUAGCGAUGCUUGAUUCCUCCGUGAACAAAGUUCUUCUAGCAACAAUAGCAUUCAAGUAGCUUAGAUCCAGCGGGUUGCUUGUUUUCUGCAUGGGUUACUGCUUCUUUUCUUGGAUCUUUUGUGAGAGGAAAUCACAAAGAAAUUUGAUCUCUUAAAUCUUUCCAUUGAAUACCAGUUGCAGAUCUCUCGCAAGAAGCUGCUCUUUCUCAUUGCCCCAAGCAGACAAAAUUGUUUCUGUAAAGACAUUCUUCCAAACCCUGCUUGGAGUUACUGGUGGCUAUGCAGUGUCUGCAGCCGUGUCCUUACAGUUCAGCAACUGCUGCGUCUCUAGGCCAGCGUGGAGCUGAAAACCAUGGAACAAGACCCAAGCAUCGUGCUCCUACAGUGCUAAUGUAUAUGUUUUUAUUAAUUUUAUGAUGGGUGUUUCUUUUUGUUUCUUUUCUAUUAUUAUAAAGUGGUUGCUCAAGAAGGCUUAGGUCCCAGGCAUCUGAUAAUUUGCUUCAGGAUUUGAUAGGGAAAUCAAUUAGCAACUCGUUUAACACAAACACUGUCUCAGCAGUCUGUCCAUUGCUCUACCAAAUGAUGCUGGGAGGCUGCUGUAAGCAUCUAUUGACUAGCAGCAGUAAUACUGUUCAAAUUCUAGAAAUCCUGCUUUUUAUCUGCUCAUAAGGUUGUCUGUAUGACUGACACUAUUAGAUCAGCACAGGGGAAUUACCUAUCAAAUGAAAUACUUCUGCGUAGCUUUAAAUAUUGUUAAUUGAUAAACCCAGUAACAAAUUGGAUAAAAUACUACCAGUAAAGCAACACAUCUUUUAUAUUCUUCAAAGAGUUUCCCUGUUUCCCUGCAACUUGUUUUAAAUCUCCGAUUAUAAAACUGAUCUGUUGAAAGAACUACUGUUUGCUGUUGGUACAAAUAUCAGCUUCAGGUGUUGAGGAAUUCUUCUGCUCUUAGUCCACAGGAAGAGUAGUUUACUUGCACAUGUACUUUCUCCCCUACCCCUCUUUGCAUGUCUUUCUCUAAUUCUUUCCUUGAUUUUUGUGUAAUCGCAUCAUUGCACUGUAGUGUCUGGUAACAAUUUGCUGAGCACAGUUGUAUUUGGAGUUUUUCCCUUUUUCCCAGCCCCAUUCUCUCAUCUUGCAUCCUACUUCACUGUGGCAAAAUGUACUUUAGCUCCCUGAAACAGGUCUUUUCAUUUCAUUCAUGAAACAGGUUUUCAUUUGCCUCUGCUCCCAACCACUGUCUUUCAGCAUCAUGAGGGCUACUGCGAGAAAAUCUUUUGUUUUCCUCCCUCUUAUGUUAUUUUUCUAACUAGAGCUAGGGUGAUACAUUUGUCCAGGUGACUGAGAAUUCAUAGAAGUGAAUCUCAAGUUAUUUUAGGGCUUGGGUUUUAGCAGAGGGGUAGAGGGGUUUUUUAGAGAGAGAGGGGCGUGUUGUUUUUGGCUUUGUAUCUUUUCCUUAAGCACGUGCACUACAGUUACCCAGAGGGACCCAGGUGGUCCCUGUUGCUGGUUUGGCAGCAGCAGGGUGGGGAGCCGCUCUGCCCAUAGGGAUGGAGAGCAGCCUUCCCAGGCCUUGCUUUGCCCGCUCUGCUUGGAGCACACGCUGCUCGCUGCAGAGCAGGGAGUCAAACAACAGGCUGAGGGGCAGCGCGAGCAGACACUCAGCUGGGACCCCUUGGAAGCUGGAUGUUGAGAAGAUGACUCAUAAAAUGGAGAAUCUUUGGCUGACACUAAGGCUGUUGGUGGGGCAGGAGUGAGGCCUGCUAGAGCUCAGGUAGAAAUGCAGCAGGGCUGUGUGCCUGCACGGCCUCCUCCAGGACAAGAUGCUUCUUAUUUCCCUUCUGGUUGGCAGGGCCCCUUUAGCAAGUGCUGUCACAGACCAACAGAUCAAAGCUGCAUCAUUGCAGCCCUGGAAAGCGGGAAAGAUUCAACAGGUGCCUCUGACCCUAAAAAACCAUCUGAGCUUUCCCCUUCCUCUCCCACUUGACUUGACGGCCAAACAGGCCAGUGGAAUCCACGUGCAGGUGGGG